Molecule: messenger RNA, 1356 nt
Organism: Carassius carassius (crucian carp)
Lineage: Eukaryota; Metazoa; Chordata; Actinopteri; Cypriniformes; Cyprinidae
Product: zinc finger protein 658B-like
Exons: 1
Coding region: 20-1210 (396 amino acids)
Biological process (GO): regulation of transcription by RNA polymerase II
Cellular component (GO): nucleus
Molecular function (GO): RNA polymerase II transcription regulatory region sequence-specific DNA binding; DNA-binding transcription factor activity, RNA polymerase II-specific
Source: RefSeq, a predicted model, not a curated record
AAAUGAGGAUGAUAAAGAAAUGUGUAAAGAGGAGAAACAUCAUGUCAAAACUGGAGAAAAACCUUUGGAUCGCUCUCAAACAAAACAGAAAGAUUUAAAGAAAAUAAGAGACAAGAAAUCAUUAACCUGCCCUCAGUGUGGAGAGAGUUUGACAAACAAACAGAGUCUUGAGAUUCACAUGAGAGUUCAUGCCGGAGAGAAAUUGUUCACAUGUAAACAAUGUGGAAAAACAUUUUUGUGGGCUUCAGCCCUGAAGAGUCACCUGAUAGUUCAUUCAAAGGAGAAACCACAUUCAUGUCCUAUAUGUGGAAAUAGUUUUUCACUACUGAAUAAUUUAAAAGCUCAUCAGAAAAUACACACUGGUGUGAGAGAUUAUAUGUGUUUUGAGUGUGAGAAGACUUUUAUUAGAGCUACACAUUUGAAACGGCACCAGAGGAUCCACACUGGAGAGAAACCUUACAAGUGUUCACACUGCGACAAGAGAUUUAGUCAUUCAGAAUCCCGAAAAGGACAUGAGAGGAUUCACACCGGAGAGAGACCUUACAUGUGUAAUCAGUGUGGUACGAGUUUCAAACUAAAAACUCAACUUAAGGUGCACAUGGGAGUUCACACUGGAGAGAAACCAUUCACAUGUGAUCAGUGCGGGAAGAGUUUUGCACAAUCAGAAAAGCUGAAGAGACACAUGAGGAUCCACACUGGAGAGAAACUGCAUAAAUGUGAUCAAUGCGGAAAAACAUUUUUGUGGGAUUCAGGCCUGAGGAGUCACCUGAAUGCCCAUUUAAAGGAGAAACCUCAUUCAUGUUCUUUUUGUGGAAAGAGAUUUUCACAUCUGCAGAAUUUAAAACAACACCAGAAGAGACACAUGGCUGUGAGAGAAUAUAUGUGCUUUGAGUGUGAGAAGACUUUUGUUUCGUCUACAGAACUAAAACAGCACGAGAAGAUCCAUACUGGAGAGAAACCAUACAUGUGUUCACACUGUGACCAGAGAUUCAAUCACUCAGAAACCCUGAAAAGACAUGAGAAGAUCCACACUGGAGAGAAACCUUAUACAUGUGAUCAUUGUGGGAAGAGUUUUAGACAUAAAGAUCAUCUUAAGGUGCACAUAAGAGUUCAUACAGGAGAGAAACCAUAUCACUGCACUGCAUGUGAGAAGAGUUUCGCUCAAUCAAGUUCUUUACACAAGCAUACGAAAAAAAUUCACAGUAAAUAGAUUAUAUUCAGAUCUACCAUUUUCAGGUCUGACACCACAUCAUUACCAAACAUGACAAAAUAAUGUGUUGGUCUAUACAUUUGUUUGUGUACAAUAAAAAUAAACAUCAUCUGUUGUUUACACAGUUAAUGAAGUUUUGUGUUCAA